CUUUUGUUAGUUUGGUAAUCGUCCCGUCCAAUUUGAUCAACAUUUGGACCACCAUGUCGGAGAAUGUGUGGCAACUGUAGACGCUACAAAAGUUGAGAGGCAACCCAAGCAAAAGGCAAGACCGUUAUGUUAUGGAUACGAUAGCGAGUCGUCGGGUGAAUGAGUUCUCCGGGAGGAAGAGGCAGCAGAAAGAAGCGAGGCCCUGCAGGGUCCCCGCCCGACGGAGGGGACACUUGCGACCAGGUGUCACUACAUAAACGAACUUUGUACUACUUCUCCUACCCACUGCUGGCGUUGUUUGCAGUGCUCCGUGUCCUCGUCUUGCAUUUUGGCGUACUCUUCGCCUGGCUUUGCGAGCGGCUGUCUCGUGCUAUGGCUGCGAGACCCAAACAACGGGCAGCAGACGAGCAUGUGAUCAAGGUGUGCGAGCAGGACAGCGGCGAGCAGAUCCGAAACCACCACAAACAAGCAUUCGAGUACAUCUCAGUGGCUCUGAGAAUUGACGAGGAUGACAAAGUGCACAAGGAGCAGGCAGUCCAGUGGUACAAACGCGGAAUCGCAGAGCUCGAGCGGGGCAUCGCGAUCGAGGUAGCUGAAAGCGGCGAGAAAUGUGAACGUGAUAAACGUCUACAGGCCAAGAUGAUCACCAAUCUGAUCAUGGCAAAGGAUCGCCUGGAGCUUUUAGCAAAGCUGCGUUCAGGGCCAGCUCAGAGAGACAUCUUUACAGAGAGCUCAAACCAGUCGUACCAUAACGGGCAUCUACGCUCAGUAAAUGGAGCCGUACCCAAAAAGAGGGACUCCCUGACUACUCACUCCAGUCACUCCCUCCCACGACCAAAGCAUACGCCAAAAAACCCCUUGACGGCAGGCCACAGGGGCCACCAGCACUCCCCCAGCUUCAGUGGGCCCUCUAGUAGUCACACACAGCACAGACCGGCCCCCCAGUCCAACAGCAACAAGGGUAAAGUGGGCAACCGGCCAAACUGUAAACCCACCACUCCCACAUCCAUGUCCCCACUGAAGAAGAGGGACGUGAAGAACUUGAAGAACGUGGACAGCAAGCUUGCCAACCUCAUCCUCAGUGAGAUCAUAGACAGUGGCUCAUCAGUGAGGUUCGAGGACGUUGCUGGCCAGGAGCUGGCUAAGCAGGCCCUACAGGAAAUAGUCAUCCUGCCUGCACUGAGGCCAGAGUUGUUUACAGGCUUGAGGGCUCCAGCACGAGGCCUUCUCCUCUUCGGUCCUCCUGGCAACGGAAAGACCAUGCUGGCUAAAGCAGUGGCCAUGGAGUCCAACGCCACGUUCUUCAACAUAAGUGCAGCCAGCUUGACCUCGAAAUAUGUGGGGGAGGGAGAGAAGCUGGUGCGAGCUCUGUUUGCCGUCGCCAGAGAACUGCAACCCUCGAUCAUCUUCAUAGAUGAGAUCGACAGUCUACUCUGUGAGAGAAGAGAGGGAGAACAUGAUGCCAGCAGACGUCUGAAGACCGAGUUCUUGAUUGAAUUUGAUGGGGUGCAAUCUGGUGGGGAUGAGCGGGUGUUGGUGAUGGGUGCCACCAACAGGCCUCAGGAGCUGGACGAGGCUGUACUUAGACGUUUUGCAAAACGGGUGUACGUGGCUUUACCAACAGAAGAGACACGGCUAAAACUGGUCAAGAACCUUUUGGGGAAGCACGGGAAUCCUCUCGCACAGAAAGAACUGUCCCAGCUCGCCAGAAUGACAGAAGGCUACUCUGGCAGUGACCUGACCUCACUGGCCAAAGAUGCGUCCCUCGGUCCCAUCAGAGAGUUGCGUCCAGAACAAGUCAGGAAUAUGGCCGCAAACGAGGUGAGGAAUAUCCGGUUCUCUGAUUUCGUGGAGUCACUGAAGAAGAUCAAGAGGAGUGUCGGACCACAGACGCUGGGCCUGUAUGUGCGCUGGAACAAGGACUAUGGGGACACCACGGGUAUAUGAGACGAGAGGGGACACGCAUACAGCAGCUUGAAAAGUGUUUUAAACAGAGAUUUUUUUGAUAUUGUUUUACUUUAACGCUAAGGUCAUAGGACUGUUCUAAGAAACAAUGUAUUGUGUGUUAUGUUGUCUUCCAAACUAUUAUAGUCAGUGAUUUUAUAAAUAAAUAUCAAUAUAUUUAAAUUUGAAAUGAUUAAUAAAACAGUACCUUGAGACAAGGCACAUGUAUAGUGCAUUCGGAAACUAUUCAGACCCCUUUACCUUUUCCACAUUGUUACGUUACAGCCUUAUUUU
Coregonus clupeaformis (lake whitefish) is the source of this 2238-nucleotide messenger RNA. Its product is annotated as spastin. Lineage: Eukaryota; Metazoa; Chordata; Actinopteri; Salmoniformes; Salmonidae. Bases 160 to 1947 code for a protein of 595 amino acids. The transcript has 17 exons. Gene Ontology annotation, molecular function: ATP binding; ATP hydrolysis activity; microtubule severing ATPase activity. Gene Ontology annotation, cellular component: microtubule cytoskeleton. The record is from RefSeq and is a predicted model, not a curated record.